UUUACAUGCAGUCACAUUUUUGACCGAGAAGCAAAAAUUGUGCAAACAAACCGAGCUACUUUCCAUUCUUCCAGCCUCUUUCCGAUAAGUGAAUCUUGAGCAGCAACCCUAAGCCUGACAUUUGUGAGGCUUGAUGAGGAGCAGAAAUGACAGGCUUUUUGUGAGAUUAUUAGAUAUUUUUAAUAGACUGACUGUAACUGAUCAUUUAAUGGAGAAUAUCUCCGUACAGAAUCAAAAGGCUCUGGUAACUAAAUAACUCUGACCUGUUUUCAUGAGCCCGUAGCCCUGCAUUUCAUCGUAGGUGUGACAUUUUGAAGGGUGUGUGCAAAGUGUGAAACAAAAUGUUGAGUUAGGGUUGAUUUUCUUUUUGAUUCAAGCUGCAGCUUUAGGUGAACAUUUAAGGGUGUGAGGCAAAAACAAAUAAAACAAAAGUGUUUGGUGUGUUUGGCAGCUUGUCGUUACAGUUGAGGAGUUUAUUUAAUGAUCACACUGCUGACCUAGACUUGAGCAAACUUAAUUGUUAGUUUUAAUUGAAAUUCAGUGGUUUAGUUUUUUGCGCUCCUCUUUUUAUUUGGUCGGGUCUGAGAUGCAGGCUGCAUAGCACAGAAGUUUGGAGCACUGUAACCUCGCUGCGAGUAGGUUGCAGGUUCAAAACCCAGCUGGAUGGAGUUAUGUUCUCCCCAUGCAUGUGUGGGUUUUCUCUGCCUUCCUCCAACAGACUAAAACAUUCAAUCAACAGUUAAUAGAAGAGUCUAAAAUGUCCCAAGGUGUUGUUUUGCUUUGAUGAACCGGAGACUUGUCCAGGGUGUCCCCCACCUCUCACCAAUAGGGCUGCAACGACAAAUAUCAACAAUAGAAAUGGUCGACAAUGAACUUCAUUGUCGACGUUGUCGCCAGACGUGUUUCUUCCAACCGAGUGAGGCAUCUCACUUCAUUACAAUCUCUGCCGAGUCGCACAUGUGCAAUAGCUUCUCUGCUGAGCACCAAACAAACAGAAAUGGCGGCGUCCAACACAGCAGCUACGCGUACCAAAACAUCAAAAGUUUGGGUGCAUUCUAGCCCGGAUUCAGCGAAUAAAAAGAUGACCUGCAUUAUUUGCAAAGCAGUCCUCGCGUGUCACGGCAGCACCUCGGUGAUGCAUGAACACUUAAAGAGAAAGCACGUCGGACAGUUGAAUGAAACAGAGUCUGACUCACCUCUGUAAGAUUUAAGUAACACGAAAGCCAAUACGUUUUGUUAUGGAUGGACAUUGUACAUUUUUUAAACGUAUUUUCGCUUAAAAAAAAAAGAUUUAAUGUUAUGCCUGACUGUGCCUGACAAAUGUAUUUUAAUUUUAUUAAUGCAUUUAUGUCUAUGCUGACUGAGCACUGUGCCUAAUUGGUGUUAGAAAGGGCAUUUUUAUUUACUUAUAGUAUGAAUUGGCCUAUCAGCAGCAAAGUUCAAUAAAAUAAGCAUUUUCCGCUGAAGUACCCAUCUUUCUUGUGUUUAUUAUCAUUUUUCACAUAAUUAAAGCAAUCUCUUGCUAAAUUUAAGAAAUAUUUAAUAAUUUUCUGAUUAGUUUAAUCGUUUCAAUAGUCGACUAUUAAAAUAGUCGUUAGUUGCAGCCCUACUCACCAAUGAUAACUGGAGAAAGACCUCGGCAUGUGAAAGUGUGUGUGAAUGGGUGAAUCCUAGCUAGUUACUAGAAAUCCAUUUAUGUCUACUAGACUUAACUAUGAACUAAAAUAGAAUAGAUUAGUUGCUUUAAACUGGCCCCACAAUUAACUAAACAACAAACAGAAAUGUCUAAAUGCAGCUCGAGACACACUCAAACAGCCUAAACCUACGAUGUGGUAACAGUUUGUAAAAUGAUUGUUGAUUAUGAUUACUCCAAACGGGUCUCGGUGGUAGAGUUCUAGUUGCUUAAGCUUCUGUUGAUAAAUAAGUCCAAAUUACAUUUAUUGAUCUGCUAUUGCAUCCUCUCAGAUAUCCAGCAUAAUAAACGUCCUCAGCUCUGAUCUGUCUGCUGGGUGUGUCUGAAAUAAUUGAAGCUCUAUUUGGUGGCUACUCAGACAUCACGUAAUACCCGCCAAGUGUUUUUUUAUCCUGGUGGCUAAAAGCUCUGGUUUGUUGUUUUGGAGACAAUUCUUGGAAAGUGUCACGUCUGAACCUGAGUUUCCUCUGAGCAGACCGUUUUAUCACCUGGAAUAAACAUGCUGCUGCAGUCAUCAGUCAUUUCUUCACUUUGUCCCCAGAUGUGGGGAAAAUUGGUUUUAUACCGUUACAGAUCUGGGUUAGAAAACGGUAAGACUCAGACGUGUUGAACAGUUCUGUCUGUUUAAUGGUUGGAGCUGGUGUUCAGCGCUGUUUUCCUGAUUUACACAGGAAAACUCAUCAUAUGCAUCCAAAAUUAUAAUGAUGAACAUGCACAAGUAGCACCACCACAGUUUCCUUUUUUGUUUUUUAGAUGAAAAUGAUCUACAGGAGAAGUGAUUGCUAAUUUGUUUAUGUUUAUUUAUUUGGCAGACGCUUUUAUCCAAAGCGACGUACAAUUAAUUUAACUUGUAGGGCAUGUUGUGAUCUGUGGGGGAAACCGGAGUACCCGGAGGAAACCCACGCAUGCAUGGGGAGAACAUGCAACUCCACGCAGAAAGGCCACAGCCGAGUUUCGAACCUGCAACCUUCUUGCUGCGAGGCAACAGUGCUAACAACUGCGCCACCAUGCAUGCAAUGCAUGCAAUUUAACUUAAGAUGGUGUAAGUUCUGUUUACCUGAGUCUAAUCCCAGGAGAAAAUAUGGCAUGUAGAGAUAAGACACGCAGUGACUGUGCCAAAUAUCUGAACUCGCUGAAGCAAACAAACAUCCCGGGGUUGAAGACGUCCCGCAUGGGGAGGCACUAUUCAUUUUAAGGAAUCCGCCAAGGUUUCAGACCUCAACCCCAAUGCGAAAGCAUGGGCCAACCACAUGUUUAGCCUGGACCCCAGCGAGACUGCUGACACCACAACUGCUGCCCUGCAGCCAUGGAAGGAAGGCUGCGAUAGUUCGGACGACCCCGGCCCAGAAGGCUUUGAAGCCAGUGAGGACAAAGCUUACAAGGAGACUCUGCUAACUGACCCAGAUGAGCCUCCACCAGAACCAGUAAUGCUGGCCGAGCCGGCCUCCGUUGCCUCCGUCACACUGGAGUGCUCCGAUCCCGCCUACACAGAAUACCCCGAGCCCGGGUGCACAGGAAGUGAUUCCCAGCCUGACAACACCCAGGAGGGCCUAAGGGAGCAUCUGAAGAAGACCCUGGAGUUCUGUUUGUCCAGGGAGAACCUGGCCAGUGACAUGUACCUCAUCUCCCAGAUGGACAGUGACCAGUAUGUGCCAAUCGUCACGGUGGCCAACCUGGAUCACGUCAAAAAGCUCAGCACUGACGUGGAUCUGAUCGUGGACAUUUUACGAUCUCUGCCAUUGGUCCAGGUGGAUGAGAAGGGCGAGAAGGUUCGACCCAAUCAGAACCGAUGCAUCGUGAUCCUCAGAGAGGUUCCACAGAGCACACCCUUAGAGGAAGUAGAGGCUCUUUUCAAAGGGGAAAAUUUACCCAAGUUUAUAAACUGUGAAUUUGCCUACAACGACAACUGGUUCAUCACCUUUGAGUCAGAAGCCGAUGCCCAGCAGGCGUAUCAGUAUCUCCGGGAGGAAGUGAAGAUGUUCCAGGGGAAGCCUAUUAAGGCCAGGAUAAAGGCAAAAGCAAUCGCUAUCAACACUUUCAUACCAAAGAACGGUUAUCGGCCGGUGGAGGUGAACCCGUACACGCCACAGCGCUUCACCUCCUACUACAUCCCUCCGGUUUACAGCCCCCAGCAGCAGUUCCCUUUGUACAGCCUGAUCACGCCGCAGGCCUGGUCCACCACACACAGCUUCAUCGACCCGGCGCUGGUUGCUCCAUUUCACAACAACCAGUUCAUCAACGGAUUUGCGACAUCUCACAGUUUCAAACCCACGACAUCGCCGCUCACCAUCAGACACUUCUCCCCCAGAAACAGGAAUCACAGUAAACCUCACCUGAGACCGACCAUUCCCACAACGGACCGCAGCGCCGGACUCCUGGAGAGCCCGAACCUUUUCACCACCUUCCCCAGUGAGAGGCUCAACGGGGUCCGGAGCCCACAAACGCGACUCCCCGGCAGUCAGCUGAGAACCAGACCACCCUCCACCACGGUGUUCCCUCGCAGAGAUGCGGUGGGCACCGGGCGUGUAGCCGAUCCCUCAUCUCCAGACUAUUCCCUGGGAGUUGGGCGGGGAAGGAAAAAUGUUUCUGCUUCUAGGAAAAAGAGAGAUGAAAAGUUUACAAGAGCGAUGCCUCAGUCACCGCCACCUCCUCCCAAACCUCCGUCGCCGAACUUUGAGCUUGGUCUCUCCAGCUUCCCGCCGCUUCCCGGUGCAGCAGGUCACCUCAAGACCGCAGACGUGUUUGAUAACCGAUUAUGUGGCAAAGAGGUGGUCAGACCCACCAAGGAACGGAAUGUCAGCGCUGAUUCCAGCAGCAGUGGAGCUCUCUCCCCAGCAGCUCCCAGAGAGCCUCUCCAGACCUCCACCUCUUCAGUGACCCCAAGCUUCCAACCACCUACUACAAUCCCGACAUCGGCCCCGACACUGACCCCGUCUCCUGGCACACCACUCAGCUCCACCACCACAGUCUUCAUGGAGGUGAAGCCGACAGAGGUCAAACCGAAGGAGGCACAGCCAUCAGUGCAGCGAGUUCCCGGCACACUGUCCACUGCAAGCAAAUCGGUGCAGGUCAACGGUGCUGCUACGGAGCAGAGGAAGCCAUCCUACGCUGAAAUCUGCCAACGAGUGAAGGACACCCCUUCAUCACAGCACUCACCCACCCCUAAGGAAGCCAAGCCAACGUGUGCCACCGCCACAGCUGAGGACAGGAAGUGCACUGACCCCUCCCCCUCCUCAGGGGUGGCCAAGGCCAGAGAGACACACCACUCCUCCUCCAAACACGGCUCUGCCCCGGGGAGGCCCUUAAAGGAGGCCCGGAGGCCGGCUGGGCGAUGGGCCUCCCCUCCCCCCCACCCAGGGAAACCCCCCAGCAAAGAUCCCCACCACACCCCACCCAAGUCCCCUCAGUAGGGCGUCCCCUGCUUCCCCACCACGCUCCGUGAUAUGUUGACAAAAGUCAGGGCUACUCGACACUCAUCCCAGAGUCACAGUCAGCAAACAGGCAGAGAGGACGCCUUUUUUCCUGGAUCAGGGCUUGCAGACAUGAAGCACUUUACUGUGCGCCUAGAGCACCGCUUCUUUCUUUUAACCUUCUAUUUAUUUGCUUUUUCUUUUUUUUAAGUUUUACUUUUUCUCUCUUCUGUUAAGUGACAUGUUUGAAAGAAUCCUCCCUUUUCUGUCCAAAUGGCCUUGUGGGAUUAAAUCAGGGGUGUGUGUGUGUGCGUGUGAGCAGGGCAUUGUUAGAAGAAACCCCAAAGGAUUCUGGGAAAGGCUGCAUUAAAAACGGACUCCAUCUUGUCUGGUUGCCAUAGCAAUGCCUUUGUUUGUGUACAGAGUGGCACAGCUGAGUUGUGGUUCGUUACUUUCUGAUGUUUUUUCUAAUUAAGACGGAUUAUUUUUUAUUUUUGAUCAUUUACACUAACAUCGUUGUUUUUUCACGCCUUGAGCUUUGUUUGCAGACUUAUGGACUGUUGUCAUGGUUACUAUUUUUUCUCCAGCAUCUUCCUCUAAAUAUUCUUGCUGUGAAACCUUUCCCCCCUGUGCUGGUUUACUUAGCCCCCCCACUAACAGCCGACAAAGCUUGGGCUGAUUUGAGGUUUUCUAUUUUCAGAGGUGGACAGGAAUGGCGCGUGACUCAGAAACAAACGUUUUCCGGAUGCCGUUGCUUUCUGCUGAGCAUUAUUUCAUCUUGCAUGUUGAAUAGAGCAGCUUUCCAGCACUUUGCUCUAAUUUCCUCUAGAGUAGUUAGUAACUUUAAGAUGAGAGGUGGAUUUAAACUCCCUUUCAGCUGAAUUGGUUUGAGAGAAAAAUCUGAAGCUCUGCAAGCAGGAAGGAAGGAAUGUCACUAGCAGCUCUGAUCCCAACACAUCCGAACAUCCACAUCCUGGUCACAGGGAGGUGGAGCUGCUUCAGACCCGUCUCAGAUUUGGUGCUGAUGUAGAAGCCUGGAAACAGUUCUUACACACCUCUGGUUUCUUUUCACACUGUUUUCUCUGCCUUGGCAGAAAAGUUGGUUCAAGAAUCCUAAAGGAAUCUGAUGGUUUUCCAGGAGGGAAUUAGAAGCCUUUAGUUGUUUUUCUGAAUGUUGAAGCUGCUGCAGCGACCUGUGAGCAUCAUAGACGUCCAGCUGCUUAUUAUUAUUAAUGAUUCUGAUAUGAAACAUUUAUUCUUUUCUUGGAUCUGUUGUCUGGACAGAGCUGCCGUGGUUUGGAGUUUAGCUGUUCAGUCCGGAUUCAGGUUGAAAGCUGUUUCAAUCAAGGAAGUGAAAAGGUGGAAUUAGUUUGUUCAAAGUUAAAUGAUGGUGGAUUUUUGUUGAAUGUAAAAGAAGAACAAAAUGUUGAAAUCGUUCCAUGUUUAUUAAAUUUAAUAGGCACAAGGUGCUGGAUUCGGAGCAGGAAUGUCAUCAGGGAACACCUCAUCCUACAGAUAAAAAAAAAAUCAGCUUCUUCCAUCACCAGGAUUAUGUGGUUUUGUUUUCCUGUCAUAACUUUGUUGAUUUUCUCCUUCUUACCAACUGGAAACUGUGACCAAAGCAUGAUCCUCCUUGCUCCUGUUUUAGGUGAUAAAUCAUGUCAGACAGGAGCAGAAUUUAAAGCACAGAGUUACCACAGCCUUGCUUCCGGAUGCAGGUUAUUAAUCAUCUGGGAAAACAUUGGAAUAAAGCGACCAGAAUUCCUGUUCAGGGAGGUAAAUAGUUGGUUUGAUUCUGUUAUUUGUUCGAUCGGCGCGUCUGUCUUCUGUAGCAGCCACUUGGACAGAGUAGCAGCGGUUUUAGAGGAUUUACGGUAAAAUGUAAAACUUAACCAACAGCUUCAGGAAAAGUGUAGUUUUGAUCUGACAGCUGGAUGUGACGCUCCCGUCCUGGUCCUCUUUGAUUCUGUCCCAUUUGUCUCUUGAAGAUGCAAAAUCUGCUUAAAACCACUGAGAAACACACACGGACGUGCGCACACGCACACACACUUGUCAGUAGAAACAUUUGCGCUGUGGGGCUACACACGUCUCCCUCAAGUCUUCCUGCAACUAAAAGCAUUCUGGGUAAUCCCACUAAGAAAACUGGAGCCCAUCUAAAGAAAAAAGGGAAAACAUCAUUUUUAUAAACAGGUCAGAGCUGCUUUUCCUUUGGACGCUAAAGAGGAGUUAAAAUAACUUAGUUUUGUUUGAUUUGAAGGACUUUGAUGCACUCAGAUGGUUUAGAUUUAUUUUCCUUAUUGGUGGAAAUGGUUAAAAAGAUAAAAAAGCACCAUAUCCACUUAUUUAUGAAGAGUGCUGUUUUUUCAUUAGAAAUGUUGAGUUUUCUUUUGGCUGUUUUGGGAGAAGAAGAAAAAAUCUCUGUAGAUACAAAAUGCUUCAAAAAUCCAUCCAGUGUUUGAAAAAACUUGAAUUUUAUUUAAACUUGAAAAAUAACUUUGCCUUAACUUUUCUACAAGACGAGCAUAGAGUUGUUAUUUCUUUUCAAAAGAACAGAACAGAUCCCCAAAACGAAGCUCCACUUGUGGAAAACGAGCUCAAAUCUGGAGGUUUUGCUUUUCUUUUUCCUCCUCUUUUUUUUGUAAAUUGUAUGAAACAUAAAUGUUCUGGUUGUUCGUUUGGUUCCUGUUUGCUAGUUUCAGGUUUAUUUUUUCUUAUGGAGGGGAAAAUAUAAACUUUGUAAAUGCAACUAGUCAAUACUGUAUUAAAUAUGUGCACUUUGAAGUUUGUGCUUGGCUUGUACAGAUGUAAAUACUCAGAAAAUAUAAGAGGUACCUUAAAAUGAUUAUAAAACUAUAUUGAUCCUUGUUAACUAUAAUGUCGCUGGAUGUAGGAUAUAAAAAUCUUGUGCUUUUGGAAAUAUUUUUCUUAAAUUUUUUUUAAUGAUUAGUGUGCAGAGUUUGAUUUUGGCUCCGCCGUGCAGCGCUGCCGUGUAACGUGUUCAUUAUUUUCCUCUUCUUUCGUUUUGCAUUCCAUCUCUUUAUUUAGACACACCUGAGUGUUCAGGUGCACGGUUGGCCCCGCCCCCUCCCCUCAGAGUCUGUGGUACCGACUAGCAUCCGGCCGUACUGAGAGUCCUCCUGCGUCCUCUUUGAUCACAUUUGGGUCUGAAUGUAGAAGAAAAUCACUACAUAUUUAUUAUUUACAGAGCAGCAGGAGCCACUAAUGCAGAGUCAAAUAAAACCGACAAAUCUGCUGUUUUAACAAGCUAAAGGCAUCGUUUUCAGGUACAUUUGAACACUAAUUGUUGCCCUAAAUGUGCUGUGUAUAGCUGAGAUGUUUGUAACUCUUCUGUAAAAUUUAACUUGUGUGAACAUGUUGGAGGAAAGGUUUAAAGUGGAGGAACAGGAAACCUGAGCUGAAAAUUUCCAUCGGUUUUUCAUGUCGAAUGAGUCCUAAUCAUUUUAUUUGGUGAAACUGGAAGAUGACAAACGGGGUCCUGCGAACGAACCCAGAUAUUUAUAAUAUUACAGCCUUUUGUUACAAAAAAGUGUAAAAGUACUAAAUGUAAAUUACAGCUGAGUUUUUCUCCCAAGAAUCUGAUUAUAGUUUUAAAACCUGUAACUUUAAACAUUUCCAGAGCUGGUUGAUGGGCUUUCUGACUGGAACAGAGGUGGUUCUGGAAGCUUAACUGGUUUGUUCUUAGCAAACUUUAACCUGUUUGGUUCAGAUUUCACAGAUUUAUCACCAGUUUAUUUAUGUUCUGAAGGUUUUGGUUCUUUUUUUUAUAUUAAGUUCUUGAUUGUUUUGAAAUUAUUACUGGAGACGAUCAGCAUCAAUAUGAAAAAAUAAAACCCUCAAAUUAAGUAAAUCCUCUGAAUUUAGUGUAGGUGAAGCAGAUUUAUAGGUUUGGUUUGUGAAGAGGAUGCCUGAUGAACUCUUGGCUUUAGGGUGACCUGAUGUGUGACGCCCAGAAAUGGAUCCCUGUGAAGCUCAGUAGAAAACCUUCAUGUUGUUGCAGCAGGUGGGAGAUAUUUGCCAAAAGCCUGAAAGGUGAUUAAGUUUUAAUUCUCUUGUUAAGAAAUCUUUUUUUUUUUUUUUUUUUUGCUACAGAGGCUAAAAGGUUUCCCACCUGCGUGUUCAUAUCUGCUUCUCAGCCAAAUAACAAGGUUUUGUACUUCCUUUGGUUUGAGGUUUCUGGUUGUUUUCAGCUUUCAUGUGUUCAUCUGAAUAAUAAAUGUACAAAUGAGUUAUUUUCAGGCUUUCAGUGAUGCAAAACUGGACUUUUUUCUUUUUGCUGACAUAAAAAGCAGACCCAUGAACUCAUGUUAGUGGCUGAAGAAAACAAACUGUGCCAUUAAACAACCUGUAGUUUUUGUCUUGACUGGUCAGUUUAACUUGUACAUAAAAAUCAGACUGUCUCGUUUUAUUUUCUUAAUUUUUUUGUUGUAUUGGAGCUAUUGUGACUCCACUGACUGUGUGAGGUGUCGAGACUCAGCUGAUUCCUACCUGAGCAUCUCUGUAAGUGUGCAUGUGGAAUUAAAAAAGAAAAAUGUACCACCUGUAAAUCCAGACUGAUGCAACAGGUGACUGGUACCCGAGACUGGGUCGUUUUCAUGCCUCUGGAAUCUAAAAGAGCUUCGUUAAGUUUUUUCGGUUCGAUUUUUGUCACAGACUUCUUUGCGCAGCGUCACACUUCAUAUCAGCUUGUCGGUCACCUCAGAAUCCCCCCCCCCCCGCCAAGUCAUUUAACAGUGCCAUUCUUUUGCAUCUCAUCAUAGAAAUGGACCCCUUUAUGGUUGACCUUAUCAAAGAAAUGACAACGAAUGCACAACAACUGACUGGAAACUUGUUAAUCAACUCACUGUGGUCUAACCCGUUAACACUUCCUGUGCUACGUUAACAGCUGUGGACAAUCGAUGACUCUGCGUCAUGUUGGGACACAUAACUUUGCUUAAGGAAACCUUUAACAUGAGCGGGAUGGAGGUUGCAGUUGAGGGCUUUUGUUUGUUUUGGUUCUUUAAUACAUUUUUGGAGUCUUUCUUCCAUUGAGACUGGAAUCAAGCGUACAUGUCAGCUAUAGAUAAUUUAAGUUACCCUCGUGUCAUGAUGUAAAACUGUCUAAUUUGGAGAAAAAUGUAGCUUACUGAAAAAUAAAGACUUAGGCACUGA
Nothobranchius furzeri (turquoise killifish) is the source of this 10272-nucleotide messenger RNA. RefSeq names its product La ribonucleoprotein 4B (gene larp4b). Gene Ontology annotation, cellular component: cytosol; cytoplasmic stress granule. Lineage: Eukaryota; Metazoa; Chordata; Actinopteri; Cyprinodontiformes; Nothobranchiidae. Gene Ontology annotation, biological process: positive regulation of translation. Gene Ontology annotation, molecular function: mRNA 3'-UTR binding. The record is from RefSeq and is a predicted model, not a curated record.